AUGAUCAUGGUAACAACCACAUUCUCGACGACAAACGGAUCUACAUUCGAUUCACCUGAUGACGACCAUUCAAUGGCUAACAACUUUAACGUAGUUGAUGCCUUUUGUAUGACGCAACUUUCACUUAAGAAUUACAGGAGAAAAUUGUCUUUGGAAGAUCAUUUGCACCUAGCAUUGGUAUCAAUCUCCAUGUUAUUCUUGUCGUCCAAUCAAUACCCUGAUGAAGUGAAGCCGUUCUUUAUGGCUAGCAUACUGUUGAUUGCUGCAAUCCAACCAUCAUGCUUAAUUGAUAACCUAUUGACAAAAACCAUCAACCGGGAGCAAGCGGAAACCAAUUUUAAAUCAUUAUCUCUCAAGUUAUUAACACAAAUUCGCGAAGACGUUGAGUGCCUUGAUUACCAAGCUACCACUCGUAUCAAUAGAAGAAGAUAUAGAAUACAUCCUGAUUUUUCGAAUCGACGGCCAGAUUUGUGUAUCACGAAAUCUUGUGGAGUCAAAUGGGACGCAAGCUGUGGUUUUGGAGAAGUAAAACCUGCUGUUCAUGGUCUAAAUCAUUACCUUGUGUGUAAAGACCUACUCAGAGUUGCUAUGUUUUGCAAAAAUUCACUUGAUAGUCAGCAUAUGGAAGGUAUUUUGGGAAUCCAAAUUAUUGGGAGAACUGUUAAAUUUUAUGUGUUGAUUUUACCAGCCAUCGGCUUGUAUGUGCUCCUUGAUCUUGCCGAGAUAAUGAUUCCUGAUAAUUUGCAGAAUUUGGCUAGUCUAGUCAUUGAAACGUCAAAUAUCAUGAAAGCUUUAAAUGUCUUUGAUAUGCGUACAAAUGAUACCGAAACUCUCAUCAAGCGACUUACACCAACGAUAUCAAAAAUCAUGUUUGAUCAGGUGUUUUCCACUUCGAAACAUCGUAAUAGACAGUGCCCUUUCAAACUUUGUCAUGAUUAG
Molecule: messenger RNA, 939 nt
Organism: Rhizopus microsporus ATCC 52813
Lineage: Eukaryota; Fungi; Mucoromycota; Mucoromycetes; Mucorales; Rhizopodaceae
Exons: 4
Coding region: 1-939 (312 amino acids)
Source: RefSeq, a predicted model, not a curated record